Messenger RNA from Labeo rohita (rohu), 2746 nucleotides. It is a transcript of the gene bhlhe40, whose product is annotated as basic helix-loop-helix family, member e40. NCBI's taxonomy places the organism in Eukaryota, Metazoa, Chordata, Actinopteri, Cypriniformes, Cyprinidae. The record is from RefSeq and is a predicted model, not a curated record. Gene Ontology annotation, molecular function: DNA-binding transcription factor activity, RNA polymerase II-specific; RNA polymerase II cis-regulatory region sequence-specific DNA binding; protein dimerization activity. Gene Ontology annotation, biological process: anterior/posterior pattern specification; regulation of neurogenesis; regulation of transcription by RNA polymerase II. The transcript has 5 exons. The coding region runs from base 275 to 1474 and encodes 399 amino acids. Gene Ontology annotation, cellular component: nucleus.
AGUCACAGGGUUUAUUUAACACGUACUUCAAAUCCACCCACAUACACUCAUUUAACCAGCACCGGAGCCGACAAACGCCUCCUGCACCUCCACCUUACAACAACAUCCACUUCAGCGUCCUAGUUUUGAGACACCAUAUCUGGAAGCAAAACUACUUUAUUCGAGGGAAAUACAUGUGGACUUUUAUGAGAGAGUAACGGAUCUGCUUUUUAUUUUUUAUAUACACACAUAUAUUUUUUAUUAAAUCUACCCUAAGACAUAUUACUAGGGUAAAAUGGAAAGGAUUACCAGUGCUCAGCCUCCUCCAUGUAUGGCCAAACACGGCUCGGUGGAUAUGUCGGACAUGCAAGGAAUGGACUUUCCUAUGUACGUGUAUAAGCCCCGGCGGGGAAUGAAGCGCAGUGAGGACAGUAAGGAUACAUACAAACUGCCUCAUCGAUUGAUCGAGAAGAAAAGGAGAGACAGAAUAAACGAGUGCAUCGCGCAGUUGAAGGAUUUGCUGCCCGAACACCUUAAACUCACUACUCUGGGACACUUGGAGAAGGCUGUUGUGUUGGAGCUCACGCUCAAGCAUGUGAAAGCUCUUAACAACCUGCUGGAGCAGCAGCAACAGAAGAUCAUUUCCUUGCAGAAUGGAAUGCAAAUCGGUGAACAGGGCAAUUCGGACAACAGCGAGGAGAUGUUCCGUUCCGGGUUCCACUUGUGUGCCAAGGAGGUCCUGCAGUUGCUGGCCAACCAGGAGACCGUGCGUGACCUGACGCCCACUCACAUAAUCAACCAUUUGCAAAAAGUGGCGUCUGAGCUCAUCCAAAGCCCACCAAGCCCUCGCCUGGACGAGCCCACUCCCAAAGUUCAAGAAAGCAGAGAGAAACCUGCAAGCCCGCAGCCGAAAGUGGUAGAGGGCCAUGCUAAGAACUGCGUGCCAGUCAUUCAAAGGACUUACCCCCACAGCAGCGAGCAAAGCGGUAGCGAUACGGAUACCGACAGCGGCUACGGUGGCGAGCUCGAAAAGCGGGAACUGAAAGCCCAGCGGGCGAUCUACUACGGCAAAGACGUUGGAGAUCUCAAGUAUGGCGGCAGCAUUAAAGAAGAGCUGGAUGAGCCGCAGGCCAAGCGGCAGAGGUCCGACUCAUCGGAGGAUGAAUCUCAUGACGUAGUUGGCGGCCACAGCCCCUACAUGAGCUUUUCUCCACACCAGCCCCUUUGCAUGCCCUUCUACCUCUUUCCGCCCGGAGCAGCCGCCGCGUACUUGCCCAUGCUGGAGAAGUGUUGGUACCCGGGAGCCAUGCCCGUAUUGUACCCAGGCCUCGGCGGCUCCCCGGCGGGCAUGUCCCCCGAGAAGCUCCCCUCGUCCCUGGUCAUGUCGUCGAGAGUGGGCUCCCCCGUCUCCACCACCCCGACCUCCAUGGACUCUCCCGCCCUCCUACAGGCCCUGAAACAAGUUCCCCCAUUAAACCUGGAAACCAAAGACUGAGGACUCGCUCUGGGGUCCACCAGUAGCCCGCUCUCUGAAUGUUUUGGUCUUGAGAGUGGACUUCCCUGCUGAAUAAGCUCCCGAAGAGGGUUCGGUUGAAGAGGGCGCAAAGGCAAAGUUCAAAGAAGCGCCCUCGAGUACGCCCUCUCAGACGUACGACGGCCUCCCUCCAACCGCAGAGACACUCUCACACACUCUUAUCGACUCCCUUCACAACCAGCAGACACACACCCAGAGAUGGAACGGUCCGCGUGGACGCAGACGGGUAAAGGAGGCCCCGUGCAAAGCACUGUGAGACACUGUGAAGAAGGUCAAAAUGAGGACAGUGAGCUCUGUCCUUCGUGUUUAAAGACCUGGGGUGGGCAAACGGCUGCUCUCUGCACUUACGCCGAAUGUUUAAGUCGAAAACAAUAACCUAGAAUGUGAUGUGCAGACGGUCCCCCAACGACAAGGACUUUGCCCUUUGCACAAGCACCUUUUCAUUUGUUGAAUGUAACCGAAAAAGUCAUUUUUGUAAUAAAACAUCACCCCUGUAGAUGCUGCUUUUUGGACAUUUCUCUGUGCCGUGGACGCUCGAUCAGGAAGCGCCACUCUCUUCUGCUUCUGUGACUGCUUUAACCGAUAAGAACCGUCCUGUUAGACUAGAAUGCUACCAAAUAAAGGUCUUCGCUUCAGGUUGAGCGAAGCACACGAGCGCGUGCACGUUUCUCAUCUCGCGCUCACCUGAGACACCACCGGCGUGACGCUCGUGUAACCACGAGAGUGAUGUAACCACAUCUCCGCUGUAGCUUUUGAGUUUGUCAUCCAUUUGUGCACGUAGGUGAAGUUGUUGUGAGGUAACUGCGUUGUGUAAUUAUUUUGUUUAUACUCCUUGUACAUCUGUAUUUUUGAUACGUGACCCCAUGCAUACGAGUUUUAGACAGCCGAGUGCUGUAUGCCAUGAGAUUGUGUACAUAGCUUUGGACCUAGACUUGAUCUGCAUCAUGUUCUGUGUUCAUUUCUGGUCAAAUUAGGACAUGCUGUUGCCUUUACCUGUUUAAAGCAGUAAACAUGAUGGCGGAUGGAUAUCUAUGUUUUUAAUCCUGGAUUCUACAUAGAAGCAAAAGAAAGUGAAUGUAAUGUUAAAACAAUAUAUUAGUUUUGUAUAGGAAGAGGUACUUACUUUUUAUUUUGGGACCUAAGAGAAGGUUGCUUGAUGUAUAUAUUUUGUCUAAAGUAUUGUUGACAUACAUUAAAGAAAAAGUAUUAAUAAAGCUUUUUUUCCUGUGGAAA